Molecule: messenger RNA, 19617 nt
Organism: Coregonus sp. 'balchen'
Lineage: Eukaryota; Metazoa; Chordata; Actinopteri; Salmoniformes; Salmonidae
Source: the annotation of a GenBank genome assembly
AUGCCUGCGCCCGGAGAAGACACGUUUCUGCGGUGAGCAGGACGAUUAUGAGAUGGACUUAAAUCGGGAUGACACAGGGCUGCUAGCAAAGUCAGGAGAAGAGGAAUAUUGGGACAGGGACACGGAAAGGUGGAUUUCGGAGGAGGAAUGGAGGAGGAAAAAGAGGAAGAAGAGGUCGAAGAGAAUGAGGAAAGCAGAGGUUGAAUCUGAAUUUGAUGAAGAUGGUGAUAAAAAGGUAGAUGGUGUAUUGAAGAAGACAAGUACAAACAGGGUGAGAUGUUCGCCAGACCGAGCUCUGGAGGUGAAAUGGAAGAGAAUGAGUGAGAUUUAAGUGAGGUGGAAGGUGCGGUGAUGAGCUCGGAGCCCGAGCCUUGCAUCGAUGGACAUGGUUAUGAUAAAGAUGAGUUUGGUCCAGUGGGAGUGAGAUUCUUGUAGAAAGUGGAUCCAGGCAUUUUGGCUGAUCCAUAUGUGGUAUCAGGUUGGGUGGAAAAGAUGUUGGGUACUGUUAAAUCGGUGAAGGUAACCCGAAGUGGACUUGUAAUGUUUAUUUGUGUUUCUUCAGCCCAGAGGGAGCGGGCGCUCUGUGCCUUAGUCUGUCCCUUUGAGUUUUGAAUCAGAAUCUUUACCCGACAAAGUCAUGUUAGGAUAUAUCAGUUAUCCUGUUAGCGCUUUUGUACCGAAUCCACUGCGGUGUUUCAGGUACCAGUUUAUGGUCAUGUUGCAGCAGUGUUAAGGAAGGAGAUUCCAAGAUGUAGGAAGUGUGCAGGAGGGCAUAAGACAAAUUAUUGUGUAGUUUCGGUAAAUUAUUGUACAGUUUGUGUCAACUGUAGGGGUGCCCAUGUUGCUGGGGAUCGUAAGUGUCAGGUGCAAGAGAGGCAGGUGUUGUAUGCUGAGGCAGUGAAGAAAGUAGAGGAAGAUUUAUCAAGGGUGAGGUAUCCUGAGAGGAUCCCUGUGAGUAGUAGAUUUGGCCAUCACAGAGGAACAGGACUACGAGUUAUAUAUGCUUCAGUAAGGUUAGCUUCUUAGCGUUCAUAGCAAUGGUUAUCAACUGUACCGCAGAAACGGAAAGUAAAUCACAGAAUAUAGAUGUUGUUGUGGCAGCAGCUGAGAAGUACUUGGGUGUAUGAGAUUUGACUUCAGAAGAGUUACAGGGUGUGUUGAGUGGUGGUGUCCUGUCCUCCCAGGUCGUUGGCAUGGGGUAGUAUCAGAUAUGAUUAAAUUAGUCGAAUAAGAUGGUCGGUUUUAUUGAAUGUAGGGUUAGUUGGUAGGGUAAUGAAACAAAUAUUUAUUUAUUUAUUUUCCCCGUUUCCCCUUUUCCCAUUUUGUAUUACAACGUGUAAUGGAUUUAUACUACAGUUCAGUUGGGGGCGGUAAUGCAACAUUUGGAUGCCAACCGCCAUUAAACCUCACCUAAGAAGAAGAUCACAGCAUUGAGUCACCCCACGAUACAGAAAACAGAUCAGACACUAAAAUACACGCCACUACAAACACACAUGGACCUAUAGGAACGAGUAUAUCGGUGUAUUCUGGAAAAUUAGACGCGCCUGACCAUUACCACAAGGCUACACACAGCCGUAGUUUAUGCUAGGUUAUGUACGCAGGUACAAUUGCUGUUGCUCCGUGGAAGUGAAACAUUUUAUGGAGGCUUGGAAGGACGUGGGGGGGCGAUGAGCGGAAGGGGGGAAACUGGAGAUUGCUUCAACGUACUGGAAACAGGACAGCUUCUCCUGGCUACGAGUGACCCACACGCACGGGACGGGGUGAAAACAUGGCCGCGAAUGGCAACAAUUUAACAUCUGGGAUUGGCGAAAUUAUCCAACUGAAUGUUGGUGGGACACGGUAUUACAUCGUUUAAAUAGCCUAAUUUAGUCUAAAAGAACUGUCAAUGUGCUCUCGGGGAGGGCAGGAUAGUAUUGACAGACUCGAACAGGCAGACAGCUUGAUCGUUUCUGUUUAGGUUGAUAUGAUGUCGCAAACGAGAACAUGGAAUUCGGGCUGCGAUAAAAUGCACGAAAAGCACGCAACACACGCGCUCGCAUUGUCAAGGCGUGUUUACAUUGUUGCAAAACGCAAUUUUAGGAUAUGUCUGGACAUUGUGUAGUAAAUUGCCUGUAUUAUUCACUGUGUUCCAGUCAAAUAUAUGUUAGCAGCAACAUAUGUAAAACCCAAGCAUGGUAUCCCACAGUAAACACGUUCGGUAGUUUAUGAAGUAUUGAUAUGGAUAAUUGACUCCACCUUGGCUUGGAUAUAGGAAUACACGCUGUGGUGAUAUCCUACAACGGGGCCUGUGUAUCUCUCUUCGGAGGAUUAGAACGAAAAGCAUGUGAAAACCUAUGAGAACUCAUGACAAAUAGUGUUAUUGUACAAUACAAUCCACUUUCGUUGAAUGUCAUUCAUUUUGCGUUGUCAUGAUAUGUCUGAGCCUGUCUGAUCUAAGGUAUAUCCUCUCCUCCCUCUCAGGUUCAGCACCUCUAGACAGACUCUCAUGUGGAUACCAGACUCUUUCUUCUCAAGGUUGGUCAGUCUACACAUCUCUUUAUCUCUGCUAAGAUGUGAUCUGGCUACAGCUCUGGAAAGGUGACCCAGUUCACUUCAUGUUGAUCUCCCAGCGAUUCAAUCUUGAUAAUGUACAUUGUAUCAAACAGUGUUAGGACUACAGGAUUGCCCCACAGUUGACAUAAAGCCAGAGUGAAAGCUGAGAUGAGCUUUUAACGGGCUAACUAGAGCACGAGGUUAAGUGUGUGUAUGUGCCUGUGUGUGUUUCAGUUUGCUGAGUGGGAGAAUAUCAUCUCUACUGGAUGAAACUGGAGCUGUGAGUUCUGAGUCUUUCUAUUACAUAAACAAACAUGUUUCAAUGUUUUUUGGACGUGGGACUAAACAUUCCACAGAUGUACUCUGUUACACACUUUCAUACAGUGAUAUUACUGUAUAUGUAAAUUGUACCAAUGUUAUUUACUCCCCCCCCCCCAAAACAAAAACAACAACAAACAUGACUUCUAAAUGUCCCUCUUGUCCUCUAGAUAUUUAUUGACAGGGACCCAACAGCCUUUGUGUCCAUCUUGAAUUUCCUUCGAACCAAAGAGUUAGACUUACGGUAAGAACACCUGACCCUCCCUACAUACAGGAUCAACAUGUGUAUGUAGUCUAUAUUAUGGCGAAGCAUAUUGAGCCAGGUUAGGUCUUAUGACUGAUGUUCUCUUCUCUUCGUAGGGGGGUAAACAUUAACAUUCUCCGCCAUGAAGCUGAGUUUUAUGGGAUAACGCCAUUAGGUAUGGCCUCCAUGCACUAAAUUGAAUAAUUACUAUGCUACUACGUGGUAUUACUAGGAUUACUAUGGUAUUAUAUAGUUAUUUAUUUGCUAUAACCUCACUUAAUGUCUUGAGCUAAUCUGGGAAAAAACACAAAUAAGAAUCACUUUAUAGUUUGACCUUGUCCACUUACCUAUUAGCUAUCAGAUACAGUAUACCUACCUAGAUAAAAUAUACAAUAUAAAACUACUUUCCUGACACAAAGUUCUGAUUUGGUGGCAUAAUUAUGUCCGGUUUCUGAAGUAUUUCUGAAUAUCUGCCUCUUGUGUUGUGGUGCCUGUCUUCAGUGAGGAGGUUGCUGCUGUGUGAGGAAAUAGAACGUUCGUCCUGUGGCAGUGUUCUGUUCCAUGGAUACCUCCCACCUCCAGGUACAGUAUUCCCACAACUCCUCUAACCUGGAAUUCUGUAUCCUCUGGCACAGGUGAAUUACAGGACAUUGUAUUCUCUCUCCAUCUCUCUUAUCCCUCUGAGUGCUCUAGUGAGGCUCUUUCUAGUGUUAGUUUGGUCUUUGUACUUUUGGUAUUUUUGACGUUUAUAAAAUGUGUUAGUAAUGUAGAAUUUGAUGUAUUAUUUAAUUAGUUAGUUGGUUGAUUGGUGGAUUGAAGAAUGUGUUGCUCCCACAGCUCUCCCAGCCCGUAAGUCUAGCCCCACCCCUGCAGCCUCUGGCCUUGCCGUUGAGGAUCGGCCUGGUCCUAGUGGAGCAGAGGGGGGGUUCCCCCAAACCUGUCCCCCCCACCCCUCCCUUCCUGGACCACCUGGAGCCGAGGGGCCACACAGACUGGGUAAGCAGGGGGGCAGUUAAAGGUUAAAAAAUAAGGGUGGGGGCAAGGGGUGUGUGUAAUGAGGUGUGGAGCAGGGCUGGGGCUGGGCUGUUCUACUCCCCAGACUCCUUAGAACUCUGUGUGCCUGUUUAACGACCAAUCAGAAUACUCAGUCCUACCACUGGUUUCCGUUAGCGUGUAAUAGCCAGCUUUUGUCCGAUAUUUUUUUAAAAUAGAAAAGCCGAUAAAUAAAAUUGGCGCCACCAAUUGUUCAGGAGAAGAAGAAAAAAUCCCAUUGCGAAAUAGUGCUUUUUAGCCUAUUCAUUGAUGGAAAUACCAGUCGAUGGAAAUACAUUUGACUGGUCAUGCUUAUCGGUCUAUAGGUUCAUUUGCAUAAUUUUGUGAAAUUAAAUUGGCAUGUGUGUACAGUAUAUUCAUAAUUUAUCUUAUUUAUCACAAGUGUACAGCAUACAGAUAUAGAGCCUUUGAGUGGAAAAUCUGUCAGCUGGCGCAAGAGCUGCUGCUGUAGCAUCUUGUGGUGCUUUCAAGGCAACUGGGAACUCUGAAAAAUACGAGGUGAAAUCAUGACGUCUAGAAAGAGGCCCAAGUUCCUGAGUUGGAAUUCCGAGUUGGCUGACCGUUUAAAACAAUUUUUCUCAGUUGUCUUGAACGCUUAGAAGUCUGAGAUUUCCGAGUUCCCAGUUGUUUUGAACACAGCGUUAAUCGGCAACGGAAGGCAGGCUUCAUCAGCGCGUCACACACCGCUUUGGAAUGUGCUGGAGGUAAUAUGCAUUUUGAAAACAUAUACUUAAUUGUUUGAAACUAGGACGUUUUAAUACAUAUUAUGAGGCAUGUUUUACCUUGCUUCAAAGAUAAAAAAGAUAUCCUCUUUCUAAAUUCCUAAUGGAUAUUUUACUCUCUGUCACAUGAAACCGCUCGCAUUUGCAGUGCCCUUUUGAAAACUGUGUUUUCCCAGUAAUUGCAUUAUGGGACGAUCAUUCGCGUGUAGCCUACUGCCUUGUGUGCAUUGCUAUGCUUAUAAUGUGAACAGUGACGAUUUUAGCAUAUAAAUCUUGGUGGGGCAAAAAAAAAAAAAAAUGGUGGGAUGCAUGCCAGAAAAGCUACUACACAACACUAAACAAUACAUUAAUUGCACUAUACCGGUGACAAACGGUGUCCACAAACUGUUAGGGCCUACAUAAAGCUGUCCCAACAGCAGAGUCCCAAUAUCUUACCACUGCUACACCUAGCUAUCAGCGGAGCCUUGUCUGGCAGUGAAACAGUUCAUUCAGCCUCAUUUACUGCUUUAAAAAAAAAACAUAGCUGAUAUGGCUGACUUGCUUAAACAAAUGUGGUUUCUAAUGACAAUUGAGAUGGACAAACUAUGGCAUAAGGGGACGACAAGUGGAUAAGAGGCAAUCCGUAAUUUCGAUUAAGACAUUAAUGCGUGAGCUAGGACGGACGUAGUCAAUGUAACUAUUUGUUCAGCACUUUUGAAAUGUACAGCGACAGAAUUCAGAACAUGGGCCGUAAAAAAAACAAGGUUGAAUCAUGAUGACGUCAUUGACCUUCAGGUCGUAGCUCUAGAAAGAGGCCCGAGUUCCGGAUUUACAAUUCUGAGCUGGCUAACCGUUCAAAACGUAUUUUCCCAGUCGGAGCUAGUUCUUUCCCGACUUCCCAAUUGUCUUGAACUCACUGAAGUCAAGUUUUCGCAGUUCGGAGUUAACAGUUGUUUUGAGCACGGCACAAAUCAUGCUUCAUUGACAGCAUGGCCAAUGUUGAAUGUUUAUCAUUUUAAACUUGGAAAAGAGACCCUUAAUCCCAGAUUUGGGACCACACAGCCACUCCACUGAAUAGCAGGCUAGUGAUUGCUUUGCAAUGCUUGCAGUUAGCCACUGUCACUGAUUCCUUCCAAUCCACUCAUUGUUGAAUUUGCAAUUUCCAACUUAUUGUGUAAUGUUUAUGUCCAAUGGCCGAUGAGCACCGAUACGUUUUAUCUAUAAUUAUUUAUCUUCAUAUGACAAGAAUUAAAAAGGAUUUGCCAGUAGAUUGUCGACUUGAUUCAUGAUGAAGACUGCUAGCUAAGAUUUUGAAAGUAUGAUGUUGACAUGAUCAGUCCAAUCAAAGCUACUGUAGAUAUAACGUGAUUAGACAUCAUUUUAUCUGUGGCCAAUGACCUUGAGCCUUCUUGGAUGGGCACUUCUAAUGUAAGUCUAUGGCAGCACCCAAGGGGCUUGAAUUUUCGAGCUCUACCCUUAGACUUGGCGGCGACAUACUGUCCCAACAAGUGACAGAACACUGAGCUAAUCAUAGCGUAACUAGAGAACAUUACCAACACCUACGCUCCAUAUUUUCCGCUGGCUGCCCCACCACCACAGAAUGCACUGAGCUAGGCUGAAACACCUGCAUUUUGGAGCUGCCUUACUCAAGAAAGCAAAAAAGAGACCAUGUUUGUAUGUGGCUUUAUUAACUCAAUGAUGUUUUAUUUUUUUUAACAUUGUUUGCAAACUGAUAUGUGACACGUAUUAAUGCCAAAAUAACAUGCAAAACAGGCAAGCCCUUUUUUUUUGGCCAAUAUUUUAGGCUCUGCCCCACCUGCCCUGAAUGACGGGUCGCCACUGAAUGUGAAGAUAUAAUAGUUUAUCAACAUUUUAAGCUAAAAGUUCUGAACGGUUGCAUCAGACUCAUUGCUUUUUAACAUAAAAAAAAAAAAAAGAAGUAGCCUAGGCCUACUGGUUGUAUGAAUUUGGGAUCUAUCAUCCCAUAACUGUCCCAGAGUCUGUUUGGAAUAGGCUAUUUCUUUCUCGGCAAGCUGACCUAUAGAAUAGGUAGCCUAAACUUUUCUACUAUAGUAGAUUGUCAUAGGCUAGUGAUUUUGCUGUUUGUUACUUGUCUUGUUGGCUGAGGAAAAGUAAAUGUAGACAGGUAUUCUAACAUGUUCAAAGUGCACAUUAGAAUUCGGUAAGGACCAUUGCAUCCUCAACUUGCAUGUACUGUUAAUAUGAAUUACCAUAUUCUAAGUGUGUUUUCUUUCAUUCUGAGCACCGUGGAUGGACACCCUAAUCAGGUUACGCACCCAAUGCAUAUGGGUCUGGUAAAGUUCUCAAAUGUCCGGUAAAUUAAAAUGUUGCUGGUCAAAUGUCCGGCGCCACAUUUUCCUAACGGAACCUUGGUGUGCGGCUGCGUUACAGCUGGAGUUAACAUGACCUGACACAGUCUGGAUGGGGGUAAGAAGCACCAGAGUUAAAAGCUCACAGUUAGCCUAGUUCUGAGAUGGGCUGUGUGUGUUAGAGCCAGAGCCAGUUUAAGCUGGAGUUCAGAGAGCUUGAGAGGGCUCUCGGUGUAGUAUGCACAUGCUCGGCACAGAGCUGAAUUAUCCUAUUAAUUAUAUUGAUGACGACAUAACAUUUUGUUGACACCCUGACCCAGACUUUCUAAAAUCACAUUGCAUAAAUGAGAAGAAUGGGAGAAUGGCUCUGGAGAAGAUGGCUGCCGUUUUAUGGGCUCCUAACCAAUUGUGCUGUUGUGUGUGUUUUUUUGCGUUAUUUGUAACUUAUUUAUUUGUAACUUAUGCCAUUAUCUCUUAUGACCGAAAAGAGCUUCUGGAUAGCAGGACAGCGAUUACUCACUUGGUACUGGAUGAAGAUUUCUUCUUUAACGAGUCAGACGCGAAGGAUUUACUUCAGACACCCGACAAGGCCCAAAUCCCCGUCAUUCGCAUGAAGAAGAGACGGAGAUAUCGGGGAAGUAGGUCGGGGUGCCUUGUAAGGAUCCGACGGCGAUUGGAUAAUCUGCCUCUACCAUCAAUCCUAUUAGUCAACGUACAAUCAUUGGAUAAUAAAAUGGAUGAGCUCCGAUCAAGAAUAUCCUACCAACUGGACAUUAAAAACUGUAAUAUAGUUUCACCAAGUCGUGGCUGAACGACGACAUGGAAAACAUACAGCUGGCGGGGUUUUUGGUGCAUCAGCAAAAUAGAACAGCUGCCUCCGGUAAGAUAAGGGGUGGUGGUCUGUGUAUAUUUAUAUAUAACAGCUGGUGCACGAAAUCUAAUAUUAAGGAAGUCUCAAAGUUUUGCUCGCCCGAGGUAGAGGAUCUCAUGAUAAGCUGUAGACCACACUAUUUACCAAGAGUUUUCAUCUAUAUUUUUCGUAGCUGUCUAUUUACCACCACAAACCGAUGCUGGCACUAAGACCGCACUCAACAAGUGGUCCUCUGUAGCUCAGCUGGUAGAGCACGGCGCUUGUAACGCCAAGGUAGUGGGUUCGAUCCCCGGGACCACCAAUACACAAACAUUUAUGCACGCAUGACUGUAAGUCGCUUUGGAUAAAAGCGUCUGCUAAAUGGCAUAUUAUUAUUAUUAUUAUUAUUAUAACAAGCUGUAUAAGGCCAUAAGCAAACAAGAAAAUGCUCAUCCAGAGGCGGCGCUCCUAGUGGUCGGGGACUUUAAUGCAGGGAAACUUAAAUCCGUUUUACCUCAUUUCUACCAGCAUGUUAAAUGUGCAACCAGAGGAAAAAAACUCAAGACCACCUUUACUCCACACACAGAGACGCGUACAAACCUCUCCCUCUCCCUCGCCCUCCAUUUGGCAAAUCUGACCAUAACUCUAUCCUCCUGAUUCCUACUUACAAGCAAAAACUAAAGCAGGAAGUACCAGUGACUCGCUCAAUACAGAAGUGGUCAGAUGACACAGAUGCUAAGCUACAGGACUGUUUUGCUAGCACAGACUGGAAUAUGUUCUGGGAUUCUUCCGAUGGCAUUGAGGAGUACACCACAUCAGUCACUGGCUUCAUCAAUAAGUGCAUCGAUGACGUCGUCCCCACAGUCACCGGACGUACAUACCCCAACCAGAAGCCAUGGAUUACAGGCAACAUCCGCACUGAGCUAAAGGGUUAAGCUUCCGCUUUCAAGGAGUGGGACUCUAACCCAGAUACUUAUAAUAAAUCCCGCUAUGCCCUCCGACGAACCAUCAAACAGGCAAAGCGUCAAUACAGGACUAAGAUUGAAUCGUACUACACCGGCUCCGACGCUCGUCGGAUGUGACAGGGCUUGCAAACUAUUACGGACUACAAAGGGAAGCACAGCCGCGAGCUGCCCAGUGACAUUAGCCUACCAGACGAGCAAUACAUUAGCCUACUUCGAGGCAAGCAACACUGAAGCAUGCAUGAGAGCGUCAGCUGUUCCGGACGACUGUGUGAUCAGUUCCAACAGAUCCACAGAUGAUGCAAUCUCUAUUGCGCUCCACACUGCCUUUUCACACCUGGACUAAAGGAACACCUACGUGAGUAUGCUAUUCAUUGACUACAGCUCAGCGUUCAACACCAUAGUGCCCUCAAAGCUCAUCACUAAGCUAAGGACCCUGGGACUAAACACCUCCCUCUGCAACUGGACUUCCUGACAGGCCGCUCCCAGGUAGUAAGUGUAGGUAACAACACAUCUGCCAUGCUGAUCCUCAACACGGGGGCCCCUCAGGGGUGUGUGCUCAGUUCCCUCCUGUACUCCCUGUUCAACCAUGAUUGCAUGGCCAAGCAUGACUCCAACACCAUUACGUUUGCAGACGACACAACAGUGGUAGGCCUGAUCACCGACAACGAUGAGACAGCCUAUAGGGAGGAGGUCAGAGACCUGGCCGUGUGGUGCCAGGAUAACAACCUCUCUCUCAACGUGAUCAAGACAAAGGAGAUGAUUGUGGACUACAGGAAAAGGAGGACCGAGCACGCCCCCAUUCUCAUCGACAGGGCUGUAGUGGAGCAGGUUGAGAGCUUCAAGUUCCUUGGUGUCCACAUCACCAACAAACUAUCAUGGUCCAAACACACCAAGACAGUCGUGAAGAGGGCACAACAAAGCCUAUUCCCCCUCAGGAGACUGAAAAGAUUUAGCAUGGGUCCUCAGAUCCUCAAAAAGUUCUACAGCUGCACCAUCGAGAGCAUCCUGACUGAUUGCAUCACCGCCUGGUAUGGCAACUGCUCAGCCUCCGACCGUAAGGCACUACAGAGGGUAGUGCGUAUGGCCCAGUACAUCACUGGGGCCAAGCUUCCUGCCAUCUAGGACCUCUUUACCAGGCGGUGUCAGAGGAAGGCCCUAAAAAUUGCCAAAGACUCCAGCCACCCUAGUCAUAGACUGUUCUCUCUGCUACCGCACGGCAAGCGGUACCAGAGCGCCAAGUCUAGGUCCAAAAGGCUUCUUAACAGCUUCUACCCCCAAGCCAUAAGACUCCUGAACAGCUAAUCAAAUGGCUAACCGGACUAUCCCCUCAUUUUACGCUGCUGCUACUCUCUGUUUAUUAUUAAUGCAUAGUCACUUUACCUCUACCCAGAUGUACAUAUUACCUCAAUUACCUCGACUAACCUGUGCCUCCGACACAUUGACUCUGUACUGGUACCCCCUGUAUAUAGCCUUACUACUGUUAUUUUACUGCUGCUCUUUAAUUAUGUGUUAUUUUUCUUAUUUUUUAUAUUUACUUAUCUAUUUAUUACUUAACACUUAUUUUUCUUAAAACUGCAUUGUUGGUUAAGGGCUUGUAAGUAAGCAUUUCACUGUAAAGUCUACACCUGUUGUAUUCGGCCCAUGUGACUAAUAAAAGUUGAUUUGAUUUGUAAGCAUUAUUGCGCAAUCAUGGUAAUGUACAGAGCAUGUCUAGCAUAAGAAGUAGGGUAAAAUGAUGGGAAUGGAAAAAUGGUACCAGGACCGGCCUACCUCAACCAGGUAACUGCCAAACUAAAGGAAACACCAACAUAAAGAGCCAGAACAGAUUCAAUGCACCUUGGCAUAGAUUCUACAAGUGUCUGGAUGGAACGCUAUUGGAGGGCUGCGACACCAUUCUUCCAUGAGAAAUUCCAUAAUUUGGUGUUUUGUUGAUGGUGGUGGAAAAUGCUGUCUCAGGCGCCGCUCUAGAAUCUCCCAUAAGUGUUCAAUUGGGUGGAGAUCUGGUGACUGAGACGGCCAUGGCAUAUGGUUUACAUCGUUUUCAUGCUCAUCAAACAUUCAAUGAGCGCUCGUGCCCUGUGGAUUGGGACAUUGUCAUCCUGUGGGGGCAUACCCAUGGUAGCCAAAAUAAUGGCCUGCCUAGCAUUUCCCUAAGCAUGAUGGGAUGAUAUUACUUAAUUAACUCAGGAACCACACCUGUGUGAAAGCACCUGCUUUCAAUAUACUUUGUAUCCCUCAAUUACUCAAGUAUUUCCAUUACUUUGGUAGUUACCUGUACAUUGUACAGCACUGUGUGUGUCCAGGCUGUUAGUACAUGUGUUGUGCUAUGUUUCCAGGUGCUGUGGUGGAUCCUAGGAAGGUGCUGAUUGUAGCUGGACAUCAUAACUGGAUCGUAGUGGCUUAUGCACACUUUGUCAUCUGUUACAGGUAACACUGGCAUUAGUAGUUGGAUCCAUCAACUCAAAGUUGAUAUUAUUGAUAGAUUAUACUCCUCCAAAGUCUUGUGUGUGUGUGUUCUCCACUCCAGGAUAAAGGAGUCGUCAGGGUGGCAGCAGGUGUUUUCUAGCCCCUAUCUGGACUGGUCCACUGAGAGAAUCGCUCUCAACGCCAAGGUACUGUUAUACUGCUAAAAUCACAAUGGAUUGUCCUGAAAGUUGCGUUAUCAAUCAAAUGUAUUGUUUUUAAGGUGGUAGGCGGUCCCCAUGGCGAUAAGGACAAGAUGGUGGCAGCCGCCUCCGAUAGCAACAUCAUCCUCUGGAGCAUCCAGGACGGAGGGAGUGGCAAUGAGAUAGGUAGGGGGUGUGUUUGAGAGAUUGGUAGGGGGGUGUGUGUUUGAGAGAUUGUUUGUGAAAGAGAGACAUGUUUGUGUGUGUGUGUUAUUGACUCACUCUUUCCCCCUCUCUCUCUUUCCCUCUCUCUCUUCCUCCUUCUCUCUCUUCCUCCCUCUCUCUCUCUUCCUCCCUCUCUCUCUUUCCCCCCUCUCGCUCUUUCCCCCCUCUCUCUUCCCCCCUUCUCGCUCUCUCCCCCCUCUCUCUAUUUCCCCUCCUCUCUCUUCCCCCUCUCUCUCUUUCCCUCCUCUCUCUUUACCCCCCUCUCUUUCUUUCCCCCCUAUCUUUCUUUCCCCCCCUCUCUUUCCCCCCUCUCUCUCUUCCCCCUAUCUCUCCCCCUUUCCCCCCUCUCUCUCUUCCCCCCUAUCUCUCCCCCUUUCCCCCCCUCUCUCUCUCCCCCAAUUCUCUCUCUCUAGGUGUGUUUAGUCUUGGUGUACCAGUAGAUCAUCUGUUCUUCAUUGGGAACCAGCUGGUGGCCACCAGUCACACUGGGAAGGUGGGGGUCUGGAAUGCUGUCACACAGCACUGGCAGGUAGGAAUACAUAGGGUGUGUGUGGCUGUGUGUGUUUGACAGUGUGUGAAAGAGAGAGAGUUUAACCCUUUAUUUUCUCUCCAUCAGGUGCAAGAUGUAGUUCCCAUCACCAGCUGUGACACAGCUGGCUCCUUCCUGCUUCUGGGCUGCAACAACGGCUCCAUCUACUAUAUAGGUACAAACACACAGUUAAUUCAGGAAGUGGAAUUAGAUGUUUUGUUUACUUCCUGAAUUGAAAUGGAAUUGACCCCAGCCCUUGUUGGUUUCAUAUAUGUUCUCUCUCUCUUCUCUCUCUCUCUCAGACAUGCAAAAGUUUCCUUUGAGGAUGAAGGAUAAUGAUCUGUUGGUGACAGAGCUGUACCACGACCCAUCUAACGACGCCAUCACUGCCCUCAGUGUCUACCUCACACCCAAGACCAGUGAGUACACAGACAGACACACACUCUCAAACACGCACGUGUACAUGCAUGCACACACACAAAUAAUAUAUUUCCGUCUUCGUUGGGGUUCAGCCUUUCUUAGCAAUGAUCUUUUGUGACAUCUUAUCUCUCUCUCUCUCUCUCUCUCUAUGCACAGUGUUGUAAUAUGAAGUACGAAUAGUUUUUUUUCUUUUGUUAGACGAGGGAGCGCCAUUUUUUUUUAAUGACGUCAUAAAUUCUCAAAGUUUGUAGCCUACUGACAUAUGUAGCCUAUUGAAUAUCAUUGUAGAAUAGGCCUAUACAUAACAUGCAUCAUCCAAUUGCAUAACUGUUCAUUGUGAAUGAUAACGAUAACUGCAUGCCACUAAUUUGAUCUCAUUCAGUUUCAUGGGAAUAUGCACUUAGAUCUUCUGGAAUUACUGUUUCGUGAGCAAAUUAAAGCAGAUGGUGUUAACAAACCAUUAGCCUUUCUUUUAUUUUGUUUGAGUCAGUGCAUAUAUCCUGCCUAGUGGCGCGCUGUUGAGUUCUGGCCACAUGAGGAGUUUUUUACUAACAAGCACCAUUGUGAGAAGUGAUAAUCUUCUAUUUGUAAUAAUAAUAAGUGAUUUUACAUUUUAGUCAUUUAGAGGACGCUCUUAUCCAGAUCAAUUUACAGGAGCAAUUAGGGUUAAGGGCACAUCAACAGGUUUUUCACGUACUGGCCCAGCACUCUUAACCGCUAGGCUAUCUGCCGUCCUAGUGAUAAGUAGGACUAUUAGGCGUAGGCAACAGAUAUUGAUGAAGGUUAUUUUAAUUGAUUUGAGCACCCUUCAAAUCGUGGUGCAGAAAGGACAGCACUGUAACUAAGUGGUCACAUAUCGUUCUGGGUUCCACUGCGCAACAGGGGGUCCGUGGAUUUUUAUGAACAUCAAGGCAGACGCUGUGAAUUUGGAUCCUAGAGCUCAUUGGUGUGAUAAGGUUCAUUCGGUGGAUCAGUUUGUGUGCAUACAGUGGGGGAAAAAAGUAUUUAGUCAGCCACCAAUUGUGCAAGUUCUCCCACUUAAAAAGAUGAGAGAGACCUGUAAUUUUCAUCAUAGGUACACGUCAACUAUGACAGACAAAAUGAGAAAAAUAAAUCGAGAAAAUCACAUUGUAGGAUUUUUAAUGAAUUUAUUUGCAAAUUAUGGUGGAAAAUAAGUAUUUGGUCAAUAACAAAAGUUUCUCAAUACUUUGUUAUAUACCCUUUGUUGGCAAUGACACAGGUCAAACGUUUUCUGUAAGUCUUCACAAGGUUUUCACACACUGUUGCUGGUAUUUUGGCCCAUUCCUCCAUGCAGAUAUCCUCUAGAGCAGUGAUGUUUUGGGGCUGUCGCUGGGCAACACGGACUUUCAACUCCCUCCAAAGAUUUUCUAUGGGGUUGAGAUCUGGAGACUGGCUAGGCCACUCCAGAAAACAUUUGACCUGUGUCAUUGCCAACAAAGGGUAUAUAACAAAGUAUUGAGAAACUUUUGUUAUUGACCAAAUACUUAUUUUCCACCAUAAUUUGCAAAUAAAUUCAUUAAAAAUCCUACAAUGUGAUUUUCUGGAAAAAAAAAUCUCAUUUUGUCUGUCGUAGUUGAUGUGUACCUAUGAUGAAAAUUACAGGCCUCUCUCAUCUUUUUAAGUGGGAGAACUUGCACAAUUGGUGGCUGACUAAAUACUUUUUUUCCCCACUGUAUGUGUCUCUUUCUUUCUCUCUCUCUGCCUCUCUCACUCUCUUUCUUUCUCUCUCUCUGCCUCUCUCACUCUCUUUCUUUCUCUCUCUCUGCCUCUCUCACUCUCUUUCUUUCUCCCUCUCUCUCUCUCUCUCUAGGUGUGAGUGGUAACUGGAUAGAGAUAGCGUAUGGGACCAGUUCUGGAGCAGUGCGGGUCAUAGUCCAACACCCUGAGACAGUAGGCUCUGGACCUCAGCUCUUCCAGACCUUUACUGUCCACCGCUCCCCUGUCACCAAGAUCAUGCUCUCUGAGAAACACCUAGUCUCAGGUAAAUCAAAUCAAAUCAAAUCAAAUUGUAUUGGCCACAUGCGCCGAAUACAACAGGUGCAGACAUUACAGUGAAAUGCUUACUUACAGCCCUUAACCAACAGUGCAUUUAUUUUUAACAAAAAAAGUACAAAUAAAACAACAACAAAAAAAGUGUUGAGAAAAAAAGAGCAGAAGUAAAAUAAAAUAACAGUAGGGAGGCUAUAUAUACAGGGGGGUACCGGUGCAGAGUCAAUGUGCGGGGGCACCGGCUAGUUGAGGUAGUUGAAGUAAUAUGUACAUGUGGGUAGAGUUAAAGUGACCAUGCAUAAAUAAUUAACAGAGUAGCAGCAGCGUAAAAUGAUGGGGUGGGGGGGCAGUGCAAAUAGUCCGGGUAGCCAUGAUUAGCUGUUCAAGAGUCUUAUGGCUUGGGGGUAGAAGCUGUUGAGAAGUCUUUUGGACCUAGACUUGGCACUCCGGUACCGCUUGCCGUGCGGUAGCAGAGAGAACAGUCUAUGACUAGGGUGGCUGGAGUCUUUGACAAUUUUGAGGGCCUUCCUCUGACACCGCCUGGUAUAGAGGUCCUGGAUGGCAGGAAGCUUUGCCCCAGUGAUGUACUGGGCCGUACGCACUACCCUCUGUAGUGCCUUGCGGUCGGAGGCCAAGCAGUUGCCAUACCAGGCGGUGAUGCAACCAGUCAGGAUGCUCUCGAUGGUGCAGCUGUAUAAUUUUUUUGAGGAUCUGAGGACCCAUGCCAAAUCUUUUCAGUCUCCUGAGGGGGAAGGAACAAGGGAAAUAUAGUGAUAUUUUUUUGUUGAUUUAUUAGUGCUGAGCAAUUAGUGCUUUUGGAGGUCUGUUCGGGUUCGAUUAUUACAAAAAUAAUCACAAUUUAUGUUUUAUUAUUUACAUUAAAUGCACUAUGCAUUAUGUGGGUUGAAUGCUGUAACAACACAGAAUAACACAAUGAAUAAAAGUCCCAUGAUGGUAGUGACUGCCCAUUACUGAUUAUCACUUAUUAACCAUAAUUUAUUCCCAUUACUUUAAUAAAAUAUUUCAGUUGUUGUGUAUAUUACAUUUGUUUUAUUUGAUGACAUUAUUAUUUAAUUCCAACUCCUCAUCUCUAUAGAGCUGCUGCCUGACAAAAUCACUAUUUUAGUAGUUCUUCAAAGUAAAUAAGGCAUACUUUUAUGACUGCUGAAUACCAACUAUCAAUCACUUUUUUUUAUUUUACCAGGUAAGUUGACUGAGAGGACAUUCUCAUUUAUAGCAACGACCUGGGGAAUAGUUACAGGGGAGCGGAUGGGGGAUGAAGGAGCCAAUUGGAAACUGGGGAUAAUUAGGUGGCCAUGAUGGUAUGAGGGCCAGAUUGGGAAUUUAGCCAGGCCACCGUGGUUAACACCCCUAUUCUUACGAUAAGUGCCAUGGUAUCUUUAGUGACCACAGAGAGUUAGGACACCCGUUUAACGUCCCAUCCGAAAGACGGCACCCUACACAGGGCAAUGUCCCCAAUCACUGCCCUGGGACUUUGGGAUAAACACAUUUUUUUUUUGGGGGGGGGGGGCGGGGGCAGAGGAAAGAGUGCUUCCUACUGGCCCUCCAACACCACUUCCAGCAGCAUCUGGUCUCCCAUCCAGGGACCGACCAGGACCAACCCUGCUUAGCUUCAACAUGCAACCCUGCUGGGUUGCAUGUUGUGUUAAUAUUUUUGUUCAGUAUAUGUUAAAAUAAAUCAUUUACAUCCAAUAAUAAAGAGGAAAGACAGCAGUGUGAUGCACUUAGAUCAUGUACAGUAUUUUCAAGUAAAAAUACCUGGCAAUGCAACUGCUCUCUAUGUAUCCCCUCUUAAUCGCGCAUCCUUCUGUCUCUUACGUUGCAGGCGUAAAAGAAACACAGACCAGACACGUAGGCGCGCAAUGGAUUAUGGUCAUUGUAGUUCAUUAUCACAUUUUCUGCGCUAAACUAUGUAGAAUAUUGGCCUGUUGGAAACUACAACUUCCUACUACAUCGCACAGUUCGGGCACGAUCUGAUUUAUCUCUAGAUAAACUGCAGCACAAUGUGCACAUUGAGCUCACAGAAAAAACUUCAACGAAAUGGAAUUCAAAUAAUUGAACCGACAUCGGUCAAUUAGUUGUUUAAAAAAUAAAAAAUAACCGACAUUUCAGUUAAUCGCUCAACAACAGUUAUUAUGGAAGCGGGAUAAGAAAAGAACAGGGAUGAUGCUGAUAAUAUAUCUGUAUGAUAAUGGCUGUGUUUCAUAUACAUUCUGUGUGUGUGUCUGUCCGUGUGUGUGUGUGUCUGUCCGUGUGUGUGUGUCUGUCCGUGUGUGUGUGUGUGUGUGUGUGUGUCUGUCCGUGUGUGUGUGUGUUUGUCUCCUUUUAAGUGUGUGCGGACAACAACCAUGUGCGUACGUGGACAGUGACGCGGUUCCGUGGCAUGAUCUCCACGCAGCCUGGCUCCACCCCCCUCGCCUCCUUUAAGAUCCUCUCAUUGGAGGAGACUGAGAGCCACGGCAGCUACUCAUCAGGCAACGACAUUGGUGAGAGAGGGAGCGGGAUGGGGAGAGGGAGGGGAGGAGAAAGGGAAUAUAUAUGGUAAAUGGAAGGGGGGAUAGACAAUUGUUAAAGUAAAUCUAGCAAUGGUCUAGAGAGCCUAGUGUCCGUGUGGGUCUAAAUCCCAGUGAGACUGGUGCCAUCUCCCUCUAUGAAGGGCUUUUCACACUACUGAGCUGAACCGAGCUGAACCUAACCAAGCUGUACUGAGCCGGGCCUGGUUGCGCAUCCACCAUAGUUGCUGGAACUGUGCUUAAAAUGAUAAUGGGGAGCCAGCAGUUUGGUUUGGGUGGGCAUGAUAGGGUAUAACAGUGGGUCUAGAGCCCAGUAUCCCGGGUGGUGUGGUCUCCCCUCAGGUCCGUUUGGGGAGAGAGACGACCAGCAGGUGUUUAUUCAGAAGGUCAUCCCCGUCACCAACAAGCUGUUUGUUCGCCUCUCCUCCACUGGGAAAAGGUAUUACACAUCAGUUAUACUCACACAACAUCUACUGAACAUAUCAUGAUGUUAUAGCCUUGUCUGAUAAACAUGGUCAUUUAGCACGUUCAUCCAGCUCACAGUAAACACACUUAAAUUCAUCAAAUGUGGUCCAAGUAGGCAUACAACCUAUAACCCAAGUGUUGUUAGCACUAUGCUCCAACCAUAGAAAUCCUAUUAAAUGACUAUUAAUUUACUAUUACUAUAGUAUUCUAAUUCCUAAUUAUAUGGCUCCAACACACUGAGCUACCAGAACUGUGGCUGCUCUGUUCUGGUCUGAAUGCAGUCAGUUCUGGUCUAUUCCAGUCUGAUGUGGUCUGUCCUGGUUGUCCCUGCAAGGAUCUGUGAGGUGGCAGCAGUGGAUGGGACGACCAUCUCGUGUUUCACGGUUAGGGAGUGUGAGGGUUCUAGCAGGAUGGGUUCUAGACCCAGGAGGUACCUGUUCACGGGCCAUGGCAAUGGCAGCAUUCAGAUGUGGGACCUCACCACCGCUAUGGACACCGCCAACAAGAGGGAGGAGAAGAAGAAAGAUGGUGAGGAGUGUGUGUGUGUGUGUGUGUGUGUGUGUGUGUGUGUGUGAAAAGAUAACAAGUAAUUUGUGUAGGAACAUAUGCAUCUGAGGGCAUUGUACAUAUCCAUGGCUUGUAGUCUGUUUAUUAUCUAUCCUGUUCCCUAGUCACUUUACCCCUACCUCAAUUACCUCGUACCCCUGCACAUCGACUCAGUACUGGUACCCCAUGUAUAUUUUUCUCUCUGCAUUGUUGGGAAGGGACGUAAGUAAGCAUUUCACUGUUAGUCUAAACGUGUUGUUUAUGAAGCAUUUGACAAAUAACAUUUGAUUUGAUUAGUCAUUGACACUUUGUUUUCACAUUUAGUUUGACACUGAUAAAUUAUGUGUUUGAUUGACAGAAGUGGGCGGGCCAACUGAAGAGGAGCUGCUUCAGCUAUUGGACCAGUGUGACCUCAGCACCUCCCGCUGUGCCACGCCCAACAUCAGCCCCGCCCCCUCGGUGCUGCAGCACAGCCGUCUCCGAGAGUCCUGCUCCAGGUCAGUCUCUGACUCUUUAUGUUGUGCACGUUUGUCUGUCUACUUGUGUCUUUUUCAUGUUGUCUAUAUCUAUUUCUCUGACCCCCAUUCUCGCUUUCUCUCUCCAGCCUCCAGCUGCAGGCCCAGGAGCCCAUUCCAGAGACGGCCACCUACGAAUCUCUGCGACCCUACAGAGAGAGCCCACUGCUGGCCCGAGCCCGUCGCACAGAGUCUUUCCACAACUACAGAGACUUCCAGAACUUCUCGCUAGGGAAAGGCCUGCUGGAGAGCCCUGAACAGGCUCCAGGACAGGGGGCACGCCCAGGUACAGAGGCCAGAACCCGGUCGCUGUGUGAGGCUGGGGGAGAGGAGGCGGAGCGGAAGGGCUCUGCCAUGGAGCUCUGGGCUAGCCGAACCGCUAACGCCGCUAAUGCUAAUGUCGUUGCUAACGCUGCCAUGGUCACAGACGCCGCUGCAGCUGAGGGUGUCACAGAAUCGUCACGGCAACUGCCUGACAGCCCUGGUGGAGACGUUCGUCGAAGGGUCCAAUCGGAGGAGGAGGAGGAGGGGGCAGGGCUAGGAUCAGGGGUGGAGGCUAGGUCUGAGGUGAGAAGGAAGGGAGGGUUUGAUGGGGGGGUUCUGGGCAGGAAGAGGGCACCUCCCGUCCCCCAGCUCUCCUCGCUCUCCUCAGGGGGGUCUGAGGGGGGAUGCAGUGACUCCUCCACCGCAUCCCCCUCCCCCACCAAGCUGGCCUCCACUUCCCCCCGACACAGGAAGAGCAGUGAGCCAGCCAAUCAGGACAGCAGCCUGUGA